Scatophagus argus is the source of this 2613-nucleotide messenger RNA. Its product is annotated as bypass of stop codon protein 1-like. The coding region runs from base 1585 to 2370 and encodes 261 amino acids. The transcript has 9 exons. NCBI's taxonomy places the organism in Eukaryota, Metazoa, Chordata, Actinopteri, Scatophagidae. The record is from RefSeq and is a predicted model, not a curated record.
UGAGAAAGGACCCAUGUUAGAAUCAAUGGAAGCACCAGUGUGGCUACUGUGACAACAUGAAACAACCCACAUAGUUAUUUGGUACUAUCUGAUGAGAGCCAGUGCCGUUUGGUUUUAGAGGGUCUAAACAGUAUUUCCACACUUAACAGGAGGAUGAUAAGCGAAACGUUUAGAGAGUGGAGAGAGCUGGAGAGUGUAAAUAUCACAUGGAUACAGGGAUUCAACAUGGCAUUUAAAAAUACCAUGACGAGGUUUUGACCAUUGGUACACACAUUACUGUGAGAGUUUACAAUAAGUCUUAACAUAGUGUCACCUAUAAAAUCAUAAAAGACAGAAUUCAUGCAGAGGUUGUCUCCCAACAUGCUUAACAUGACUUGGCACUAGGGAUGCAACUAAAGAUUAUUUUAAUUAAUCUGCCUUUUAUUUUCACAAUUAGUUAUUUAGUCCGUGAAAUGUUUUUAAAAAGGUGAAAAAUGCUUCCUUUGGCAAACCAACAGUCCAAAAAUCAAAGAAUUUUCAUCAGAAAUGACAAAGAUAGACAACAAAUCCUCCUUUAAGAAGCUGGAACCCGUAAAUAAACAGUGGAAAUGAUGUCCAGUUUUCUGUACCUCUAGCUUCUCAGGACCGUAAAUACAGGAUGAUAACCUCUUACUAUUAUACACAAAGUAUAUUCUAUUAAAAACACUAACUGCCUACUACUGCACCCACCAUUUUGCACUGUCAAGAAUCUUUUGUCAAGCUUUUUUAAAGUGAUUCAUCUCUUUAAAAUCUCUUAACACAUUCACUUUUUUAAAACAAGAAGAAAUCUUUCAUCAGUCUUUAGCAGAAUUUACUCCUUGUUUCAUUGCCAUGUGUGCUAUUUAUUCAUAGGUGAUUUUCUCACAUGUAUCACUGUUCAAUUAAAUUCAACGUGCAAUAGCUGAUCAUUCAAAAUGCUGCUUGCACUUGUUCCACUGUUCAAAUAAAUAUAAACGGAGGUAGAAUUUGUCUCAUCUCUUGUCUAAUUCUUUUUUAUUUCAAGUGUAGCCACAACAACACUCCUGAAAUAUCUAUCGCCUGAAUGUGUAAUCUAUUAUGAUCCUUACUCAUGUAACACUACUACAAGGAUCAGUACCUACAUACUUAGUCCCUGAAACAGAUCUGUGGAAUAAUUAAUCCAUCCACUAAUCAUAACCUGUGGGACUCCAGUGUAAAUAGUCUUUUUCUUUUCUCUGCUGUGUACAGCUGCAGGUACUUGUUUCCUGUGUAUUUAUUCUUUUUGAAUGCACAUACUUCCCCUUUCCUUGUAUGCUUUGCACCCUCUUUAUCCUGUUUGCUGCUGUAAUACUGCAAUUUCCCAAUUAUGGGACUAAUAAAGGAUUAUCUUAUCUUAUCUUAUCUACCUGUAAAAUGAAAGAAAGUUUAAUCAUUACAGAGAAAGGAAUCACUUUUAUGCUAUGCCUGUAACAUGAUACUAUUCUGUAAACAAAGGGUGCUUAUUAAUUCUUCCUGGCAGACAAUACGAUUAUCCUUUCUGUGGGUUUGUAAAUAGUUGUGAUGUUCAUAUAAAACAGUCCUGGUUACACUUAACAUCGACACACAGUGAUGGAUUGGUUUGCAUUGUACUUCCUUCUCCUGCUCGGGCUGCCACACUAUGAUGCACAAACAACAGCUCAGAACACCACAACAACAGCUCAAACAACAGCCGAGAAUACCACACUAACAGCUCAAACAACAGCCGAGAAUACCACACCAACAGGCUGUGCGGGUCCCCCUGUGCUGUGUUGCCUUGGUUUAAACUCCAGCUGUAAUAGGAUGUGUUUCUGUGAUGAGGCUUGCCUUUCAUUCAGAGACUGCUGUCCUGACUACAUAUCAACCUGCAACCCACAAUUUUCUACCACUUCACCACCAGGAACAUCCACCACCACAAGCAGCAAUGCUACAUCUACACUGGCAAAUAAUGUCACAACUUCAACAUCCGCAGGAUCAACAACAGUUGUACCCAGUACAGAAUCUGCAACAAAUAGCCAAAAAAGUAGCAGUACUACAUCUACAUCAUUAGAGGGGCUCACAAUUUCAGCACCUACCGCUCCAGUUGGAACAACACUGACAGACACAAGCACAACUCUGGACAAUGGUAGUGUCACGUCUUCACCAGCAGAUGGAAGCAAAUCCACAGUUUCCAGCAGAAACACAGAUUCUGGAACCACUACCAGCUCAGAUAGUGAUGCCCAAACAGUGACUCUUCACCUCAAAGCUUCUGUUUUACUCAAUAAUGUGGAAAGCGAGGAUGUGGUGUUAGAAGCUGUAUCAAAUUUUAUAUUGCAGACUCUUCUCAAGCAGAUCUGUGAGGGCUGCACUUCGACUAUCAGACGCAUCACGCUCACCUGAGAAAGGACCCAUGUUAGAAUCAAUGGAAGCACCAGUGUGGCUACUGUGACAACAGGCUGCCCGACUCUCAAAAACAACAGAACAACCCGUUUAGACUGAGCGGACUAUUAAAGAUCAGCAUUUACUUAAAGUUUUAAGUCAUGAAACGAAAACCCACAUAUUUAUUCAGUAUUAUCUGAUGAGAGUCAGUGAAGUGGGGGUUGGAAGACAUAUGCUAUUUUUCCAAAAAGGGUAUAAUAAUAU